GCUACCCCUACGCCCGCCUGAAGUUCCUUGCACAUUAACGCUCUGUAUCCUAUCGGUAUUGGUACCUGACGAGCCGCAUACAUCCGGGGUAGGCUACCAGUCUCUAUUCGAACACAUCCGCAUUAAAGCAGAUUCUCUCCAUCAAUUCCUCACGACUAAGAGUCUGUCUACAAGCACCGUCACUCUUGCAUUUUGAUACUAGGCCCAGCAUCGCCGCUGCUUAUAUUCAGUUUCUAUGUCGUCACAGCAGUCGCCAGAGGAGGAUUUACUCCCUAAAAUAAAGGGCGCAUACCGCUUGCUAGCCCUUUUCACUGAGCAAGGGAGUAAUGGACUGGUUGAUAAAGUCGUCAUCCCCCAAGAUUCCCUUCGAAACCUGAUAGACGUUCUCCGCCCUGGAGCCUUCGAAUCGAUGACAAAUAUCAAUUUUGCUGCGCUCGAUGAAGUUCUGCUCAAGCCUGUCGGAAUCUACGGCAGCAAAUCCCGUAUAGUUGAAUUCCUUGAGGAAGUGAAUGCUAUCGACACACCUACUGCCAAAGAACUUCUGAUGCCAUUGCCUCUUAAUGGAGUUCCUCCGGGUCCCUAUUUAAGAACGGGAAUAUAUCUAAUACUUGAUGGCCUUACCCAACAGAGGGAGCAUUCUAUGGACCUUGACGCAGGUUUGGUGCAGCCUGCCUUCCUUCUCUAUUGGCCCGAGGAAAAUACCUGGGAUGACGACGCUGUAGGAGACAUCACUAGAAAUCGCACGACCUUCAUGCAUUACUUAGGCCAAUUGAGCAACCAAUUAGUCGCGCUUCUUUCCAAGGAGCACGCCGACAGCAUUGUGUGGGAUGGGGAUGCUGCAAAUAUUGCUGAGGGAGAGGUUCCCGACUCAGACGAGAGCGAUGAUGACCUAGUUUUUCAGUUUGUCGUCCAGAAAACUGUUGAACAAGAAGAAAGUGUGAAAGUACAUGAAGGCUUUGAGAUCCCCAUUUCCUCUGAGUUGUUAUCUACGGUAGAUCCAGAUCCUCAACAUGCUGGAGAACUGGAUGUGCUCUUGAAGCCGCGAGUGGUGUUGGGUGACACGCGCCAGGCCUUGCUAGUAACGGAGUUUAUUCCUCAACGCCGCAACCCUAAAAAGAUCACCGCACACAUCAGCGGCAUGGCCCUUCAGAAAAAGCUCACAGACAAUGGGAACUCUAUUCGAUUAGCUGAUGAUCUUCGUGUUGAAGCACUGGAAAUUCUCAUCGAAAAUGGCUUGGAGAACCAUUUUAAGUCACUUUGCGAAGACUACAAGGAAACCAAGAGGCGAGAAGAGCUCAUGGUGCAGCAGGAAUUCCAGUCACUUUGUGCUGGGGCCGAAGAGGCUCUUGCCAGUGAUACACAAAGGCUGGAACAUCACAUUUCGAACCAGCUCGUGCAGCAUUUAGUGAAUAUGUAUCCGUAAGGAGUGAGGUUUUCCAGCUACAUGACUGGCACUUUACUCCAAUUAAUAACAGGCCGUUCGAAGUGGAGUUGGUAUCACAAAUACAAGACGUCACGUAUCGAGGCCCAG
This is a messenger RNA of Cantharellus anzutake, 1531 nucleotides long. RefSeq lists its product as uncharacterized. Bases 236 to 1423 code for a protein of 395 amino acids. The transcript has 7 exons. The record is from RefSeq and is a predicted model, not a curated record. Lineage: Eukaryota; Fungi; Basidiomycota; Agaricomycetes; Cantharellales; Hydnaceae.